AUUUCACUAACCUUCCAUAGCAAGUGAAAAUAACUCUCAGGCUCCUCGUAAGACAACAAGACGUCAUGGCGUUCGCUAAUAGAAGUCGAGCCUUAUGGAGGGUUUUUAUUGGGUGGUUCUCACUCAUUACAAUAGAACCAAUGUUGUUUCUGAGGAAUGUGUCAGCCGCUAUAGAGAGUGUCGUGGGCAACACCCUGAAGAUUGAGAGGUUUUGUCGUAUACGUUGUAAUGGACUCCCGGACGACUGCAGCCAUCUGACUGACGGACACCAUAAGGAUCUUCAAAUACAGGUGCAGCAGUACACUAACCUCUACCUGUUAUACGAAAAAUUUUUCUCGAUGGCAGUACCCAUGUUGCUCAUCGGAACAAUCGCCUCGUGGAGUGAUCAGCGAGGGAGGCGAGUACCACUUGUUCUAACGCAAACUGGGAUGGCUCUCAGUACCGUUGUUUACUUACUGGAGGCGCUCUUCCCUUCGUGGCCUCCUGAAGUUCUCCUCGGGGCAGCCUUCCUGGAGGGCAUGGGAGGAGGGCUGGUGAUGUUCUACAUGGCCGUCUACAGCUACAUGGCCGACGUCACCAGCAGCAAGGCGAGGACUUUACGGAUGAUUGUCGUCACCGUGUUCUGGGAACUUGGCACUCCUGUUGGCACAGCUCUUGGUGCCGUGCUUUACAACAUUGGCGGUUUCGUGUUAGUGUUUGGCGUGAGUUUGCUUAUAUCAGUUGUCUGCAUUAUUUAUGCUGCUGUGAAAGUCAAAGACAAAAUCCCCGAACAGGAAGACAGGAAUGGUCCGUCAACUCGGCGAAGGAAACCCUAUGACCCGAGGAACAUUAUAGACGUUGGUGUUGUGUGUUUCAAAAAGCGACCAAGACGUGGCCGAGCACACAUCCUCGUGAUGAUCACGGUCAUGUCGUUCCUCAUGAGCGACAACUCGCACAACGAAUAUCUGUGGGUCCGCAGAGUACUGCUCUGGAACCAAGAUCAAUAUAGUCUUUAUUUAACCGUCAGUAAAGUGGUGAAGCAAGCUCUCCUUAUGGUCGCCAUUGUACUCCUGCUUCAGUUGGGUGUUGAGGACUGCCUGGUAGGUGCCACUGCUGAGGUACUCUGUGUCACCAGACUUAUAGCCUUGGGCUGGACGACUAAACCGAGUGAGUGGUGGGUCCUUUUACUGGUCCCUCUUGAUGUGCACAACAUGGCGAAAGUGAGCGCCAGGAGCGUCCUCUCAAAGCUGUGUCGACCAGACGAGGUGGGUCGUGUUUUUUCCGUCAUGGGCAUCGGGGAGAUGUUAUGGUCGUUUUUCGACAGGUUCCUCUUCACCGCCGUCUACAGCACCACCCUCGCCUUCUACCCCUCCUACGAGCACCUGGUGGCUGCCGUGUUCGCCUUCCUCGCCCUGGUUGGGUUCCUGGGCGUGUCUUAUUCAAUGGCGGCUACUGGUCAAUGCUUGUAUUUACCCCGGGAUGAAAGGCCUAACGAGGUGAUGGAGAAUGACAUCGAGGAGAACAACGAGAGAGAAAUAAAAUGAAACUGAGGACAGGAACACAAACAAACACGGCCAUCCAGUGAGGUCACAAGAAUGUUUACAAGACCAGCUCCCACAGUACCAGAUCUGU
Homarus americanus (American lobster) is the source of this 1611-nucleotide messenger RNA. RefSeq names its product solute carrier family 46 member 3-like. Lineage: Eukaryota; Metazoa; Arthropoda; Malacostraca; Decapoda; Nephropidae. Bases 66 to 1523 code for a protein of 485 amino acids. Gene Ontology annotation, cellular component: membrane. Gene Ontology annotation, biological process: transmembrane transport. Gene Ontology annotation, molecular function: transmembrane transporter activity. The record is from RefSeq and is a predicted model, not a curated record. The transcript is spliced from 2 exons.